Molecule: messenger RNA, 915 nt
Organism: Zingiber officinale
Lineage: Eukaryota; Viridiplantae; Streptophyta; Magnoliopsida; Zingiberales; Zingiberaceae
Product: ESCRT-related protein CHMP1B
Exons: 2
Coding region: 108-719 (203 amino acids)
Biological process (GO): protein transport; endosome transport via multivesicular body sorting pathway; late endosome to vacuole transport
Cellular component (GO): multivesicular body; ESCRT III complex
Source: RefSeq, a predicted model, not a curated record
UUUUUUUGAAUUUGUUGUCAUUCUUCCCUUCGACCCCCAACAUUUCGAUUCUCAAGUUGACGGAACCCUAACCUCGAUCCAAAUUCCCCACCGCAUACGGCGACACCAUGGGAAGCACGGGGAAGCUGAUGAACCAGAUCAUGGAGCUCAAGUUCACGUCGAAGAGCCUGCAGCGGCAGUCGCGCAAGUGCGAGAAGGAGGAGAAGUCAGAGAAGCUCAAGGUGAAGAAGGCCAUCGAGAAGGGAAACAUGGACGGCGCUCGGAUCUAUGCCGAGAACGCGAUCCGGAAGCGCACCGAGCAGAUGAACUACCUCCGUCUCGCUUCUCGCCUAGACGCCGUCGUCGCACGCCUCGACACCCAGGCAAAGAUGCAGGUGAUUGGGAAGUCUAUGGGAUCCAUCGUCAAGUCCCUUGAGUCUGCUCUCGCCAGCGGUAAUCUUCAGAAAAUGUCCGAGACCAUGGAUCAGUUCGAGCGCCAGUUCGUCAACAUGGAGGUCCAGGCGGAGUUCAUGGAGGGCGCUAUGGCUGGAUCCACCAGCCUCUCAACCCCGGAGGGCGAGGUUAACAGCCUUAUGCAGCAAGUGGCGGAUGAUUAUGGCCUUGAAGUCUCCGUCGGACUGCCACAGGCUGCGGGUCAUGCAGUCCCGGCAAAGGAACACGAAAAAGUGGACGAGGACGAUCUCUCCAGACGUCUGGCUGAUCUCAAGGCCAGAGGUUAAAGGCAUUGAUGGUACUUGCUCUUGAAACUGCUACCUGUUGAAAUCUCACGACAAAUACGAUUAUGCUGGAAAACUGGUUGAUUAUGAGUGUACCUGUGAAUACAAUUAUCUUGUGAUUUAACUGCAUUGUUACCCAAACAAAUAUUUGCAAUACGCUUCAGAUUGUGGGAGCCAUUAAUCUGCAGCAACCUUGUGU